CGCCAAUGGGAGCGGGCGCCGCUCGCCUUCCCGGCGUGCCCCGCGGCGGGCCAGCAUGGCGGCUCCCAUGGCCGCAGCCGCCUCACGGGGGGCGCUCUGGGCUGCCGGUGCCGCCGGGGCGGGGCCGCUCCGGCUGGGAGCAGCUCGCCUCCCGGGGAGCCGCAGAAGCGGGAGCAGCUUGACACUGGGCACGAUUCUGGGUGUUCCUGAACACUGGAGCAGGAACAGCUCGGCGCUGGGCAGGAUCCUGGGCGUUCCCAGCCGCUGGAGGGGGAGCAGCUCGGCGCUGGGCAGCCUCCUGGGCAUCCCCACCGAGACCCCACCUGCCGCUCUGGGCCAGCACCCACCGCCGGUGGCCACUGACAAAGAUGAGCAGAAGCGCCUGUUGGAGAAUCGGCCCGACCAGCCCCAGAACCCCAGGGUGCUGAGAAUUGCCAUCAUUGGCGCUCCCAACGCCGGGAAAUCCACGCUCUCCAACCAGCUCCUGGGAAGGAAGGUUUUCCCAGUCUCCAAGAAGGUCCACACCACCCGCUGCAAGGCCCGGGGUGUCAUCACACACCAGGACACGCAGCUGAUCAUUCUGGACACACCUGGCCUCACUAAUCCCUUAAAAGCCAAAAGGCAUAAUUUAAAUGAAGCCAUGCUGACAGACCCAUGGGAUAGCAUGAAACAUGCAGAUUUAGUCCUGGUUCUGGUGGACGUGUCAGAUCACUGGACACGGAACUCCCUGAGCAAGGAGGUGCUCAAGUGCCUGUCUCAGUUCCCCCACAUCCCCAGUGUCCUGGUCCUGAACAAGGUGGAUAUACUAAAGAAGAAGUUUCUCCUGCUGGAAAUAGCAACUGACCUGACAGAGGGAGUUGUAAAUGGAAAGAGAUUGGAAGUGAAAUCUGCACUUAAACAGGAUUCCAAUCCUUCAGCAAAGUCUCGCCUUCAUAUCACUUGGGCUUCUCCACCUGAAAGCAAGGUCCCUAGGUCUUCCUUUGGGCAGGAAAAGAAUCAGGCCCAGGUUGGCUCUGGUUUGAACAAGAGCAGUGAUGUUGGGGGCCCUGGCACAGGGGAAGCCCAGGGUACCAAGCCAAAGUACCAUGGACCUGAGGAUCAAAAAGACAGAAAAGGCUGGCCACACUUCCAGGAGAUCUUCAUGCUGGCAGCUCUCCGUGGGGAGGAGGUGGAUACACUCAAGAGGUACCUCCUGAUGCAAGCCAAGCCAGGCCCUUGGGAAUUCCACAGCGAUGUCCUGACCAACCAGUCACCUCAAGAGAUCUGUGAUAAUAUCAUCAGGGAGAAGAUCCUGGAGUACUUGCCCUUGGAAGUGCCUUAUGGAGUGACUCAGGUGACGGAGAUAUGGGAGGAAGGAGAAUGUGGGGAGCUGUUCAUUGUGCAGAGCCUCCUGGUGCCAAGGGAGUCCCAUAAAAGCCACGUACCCAACACUGGCUGUUCAGUAGCAGCUCAAACCUUCCCAAAGUUGCCUCACAGUUUAAUGCUGGGAUUUCCCUCAUUGCUUCUGUGGCUGCACUGUUCUCCUAGGCAAUGUAAGGGUGAGUUUGAUGACGUUCUCUCUGGGUUUUAACACAGAGGAUGUUGAUUGGAAGAGGAGGAAAGGUCAUCAGCAGGAUUGCUCAGGAGGCUGGCCAGGACCUGAUGAAUACUUUCCUGUGUGAUGUCCACCUGAAGCUCAAGGUGGAGGUGAAGGGUUGAGCACUUGGUGUGUUUUAACAGCCCUUGAACUCUCUGAUCAUGUGGAGAAACCAGUCCUGAGGGUAUCUUGGCACUUCUGUUCAAUUCAGAAAUAGAGGAUGAUGGAAUCACUACAGUGGGUUGAAGUAGAAUAUAUUAUUCUUUGGGGGAACAGCCCAAACUGAAAUAAAAUCUCCAGACCUUCUAUGGCAUCUGAACUGGGGACAGACACUGGAGAAUCAGCUGCACCCAUGAUUCUGGUACUGCAUUUCCAGAGCUGCCACCCACUUCUUUUGGGCUGUGUCUCAUAUCCUUGCUCUCAAGGUGUUUGUAUGUGGAAGUUCAGGAACAUCUCCUGCCUUGUGGCAAACAAAGGGUCACAGUGAAGGAUUAUUAUGAAGCACAUAUUUGUAAUCUCUUCUGAAGGCUGAAUCAUGGUCACACAGGAGGACUAGCCACCCCAGCCCACCUGAUGGUCUCAUGUUGACUUUUCUCCCUGCCCUUUUGAAGUUGGUGAGUGUACGGAGUCAGUUUUAGGGGUUUGCUGGAACAUGUGUAAUGCCUGAUUGGCUUGUCUGUCAUGUGAAAACAGCAUGAACCCACUUUUUGGGAAUUUGAGUAGUUUAUUGCAUCAGUUACUUCCAGGUCCUCACUCUUUGCAUCAGGGUCACAAAUACAAACAAUGAAGCUGUUGAAGCUAAAGAAAACCCCAAAGUGGGAAGAGCAGCAGGUUCUGCAGCUCAGCUGUAACAGAGAGCACCUGGCACAGAUGAGGCUGGAGGAGCAGGGCUCUUGACAUGGUGGAGCCUGGCACCAUGUGUGUGUAGUUGGACCUGGUGUUGGGGGCUUGUUUUGAUCUUUUGUCAGGCAUUGGGAGCACUGGGUACCUUCCUGCCAGCAAUCCAGGUAAAUCUCCAUGUGCAGUUCUAGGUUAGCAUCCCUGAGACAAGAAAACCCCAGCAGGGAAGAGAGUGGGAAGGGUCUGGAACCCAAACCUGCUCAGCCCCUUGUCCCUGUCUGGUGUACUGUGAAAGAGGUGUUUUACCCUUCUGCUGACUGACUCUAUCUGGAAUGUGAGAUCAACUGAAAAUUGGGUUGGGAGACUUCCAUGGAGUGUCCUUUCUUGUUUUCCAGGAGAAGGGGGUGCUGUGGUCCCUUGAAUGCUGCUGUACAACUUUUGUAUUUCCCUUGCAAUAAAAUGAGGUCCCAGCACAA
Messenger RNA from Cinclus cinclus, 2892 nucleotides. RefSeq names its product Era like 12S mitochondrial rRNA chaperone 1 (gene ERAL1). NCBI's taxonomy places the organism in Eukaryota, Metazoa, Chordata, Aves, Passeriformes, Cinclidae. Gene Ontology annotation, biological process: ribosomal small subunit assembly. Gene Ontology annotation, molecular function: ribosomal small subunit binding; rRNA binding; GTP binding. Gene Ontology annotation, cellular component: mitochondrial matrix. The transcript has 11 exons. The record is from RefSeq and is a predicted model, not a curated record. The coding region runs from base 56 to 1570 and encodes 504 amino acids.